AGGUUUGGGGUGGAAAUGCUACCUAAUUGGGUGGUGAUGAUCAUGAUACAAUGAUAAAUGCCGUGAAAUUCAAUGAGUUAAAAAAAGAAAUUGCUUGCAUAUCUACACCCUCGUCACAAACUCUCAGCAGAGGAGUUUAGGAAAGGAAGAGGUUGAGAAAUCAAGACAACACCCUCGUGGACAGUGACAUUCACAAAAAUAAAACACCUGGGAGUACAUUCUGACCCAGCAGGUCAAAGACCCGGAUUCGGAAAACUGAAAGAACUUGGUGAAAGACGCUGAAGGCAAUACAAAGAAAUGAACCGCUCAAGGAGUUCCCAUCGUGGCUGUGUGCUGUGCUGCGUUAGUGUCACGCUGCUGAGACUUGGCAUGGGGUUGGGGGUGAGCUGGAGCAGCCCAGAGGUACCCUUGGGGAGCUUGGUGGAAGGAGGAAGCCCGGCGAAGGGGACCCCAGGAAGUGACCUCACUUCCCUGGCAACAGAGCCCAACAGAACUUGGAACCUGGGUGGCCAGGCACCCAUUUCUCCAGGAAAGGACAGAGGAAGGAUGGACUUGCUCUGUUGCGCCCCCAUCUCCCGAGGCCGAAGCCGCAGGAGAGGGCCCAGAGGAGGAAACCUCAUCGAAAGCAGCAGACGAUGGAUCAGCACCCAGGGCAGACGCCUUCGGGCCUUUGCCCGCAGGGGCCCAGAGAGCCCCCCACCUGAGCCCCGCCAGGAGCUGGGCGAGGAAGGCAGAAGGUCUCCAGUUGAAACGCCCCCCAGGCCGCCCCCCAGGGGCCUCUCCCGAGCUCACAGGGAGCUCAGAACAUCCGGCUCUGAGACCGAGGACAGAGACCACCUGGGCCUGAGACCCCUGGAUGGCCUGGCCCCCCCUGAGGCCCAGCCUGAAGCUCCCGCAGGAGACCCGCAGCCAGAGGCCAAGACACCACCCGGGCAGGAAGAACCUGCAGCCUCUCUGGCCCCAGCCCCAGACACUGACGGGCAUUUUCCUCCACUGGAGGAAAACAGUUCUCCGGCUCCUGCAGGAGACCAAGGGCCACAGGAGAAUCCAGCAGCAGCCCUGCAGGAAGAGCCUGCACUGCCUGCUCCAGCGGCCCCUAGACUAAGUCCUGAGCUGGCUCAGGCAAGAGCCCCAGGCCAAUUUCCAAAACCCCCUUCCCCAAAGCCCCCUCCGCCCCUGCAAGUGCCCUCCCCAGCAGCUCCCCAAAAGCCCCACUCACCCUCUCCCCCUCCCGAAAUGUACUCUCCUUCCCCUCUCGCCAUUUGUCUUUGGAUGUGUAUUGAUUUCCUAUUUCUCUUCCAUGUUAUGUAUGGUGUAAUUUACUUUAUGUUUUAGAAAUAAAAUUUGCAAGUUGCA
This is a messenger RNA of Sus scrofa (pig), 1356 nucleotides long. RefSeq lists its product as uncharacterized. NCBI's taxonomy places the organism in Eukaryota, Metazoa, Chordata, Mammalia, Artiodactyla, Suidae. The record is from RefSeq and is a predicted model, not a curated record.